AACACGCACUAACGCAUUGCUCCGUGUUACCCUUGUGUUUGUUUUAUCGUUAAUUGGUGUAGUUUACACGUGUAUCGUAAACAGUGCACUAUUGGUGUAAUUGCUAUAAUAACAAGCUUGUAUGUAACUAAAAUCGGUCUAAUAAUCACUAACGGUGUGUUAGUGAGUGCAUCAAAACACGUGGCCCGGUCUAUUUUGGAUCACGGACGCUUACAGUGCGCCACUCAUUCCGAAGUAAAACAUGCGUGAACUCGGCCGUGGCGGGUCAGUCGUAGCGGCCACCAUAGCCGCGCUACAUAGUCGCUCCAGCGACGCGAAGCCUACUCUGGUCAAUCAACGGUUGCCCACUGUUGACGAGAGUAACGUUUUGCGAACGGACAGGAAUAAUCACGAGGAUAAAUCGAGACGAGACUCAGCAGUCAGUGAGCGCCCUUUAUCGACGGCUUCAGAGGCGUCGGAACGUGAUUCAACCUCCAUUCAGUCCAGCGAGGAACCACCCCUGCACGAGAGCGGUGACAGCGACAGCCCCGAUGAAACAACAGUGAAGUGUUCCGAAUGGACAGAGCGCAGCAAUGUACAGGUACAACAGGCUAUUUCGUCUGAUUCGGAUACCAGUACAAGUGACGACGAUUCCGAAGGUCAAGAUUAUGAUAUACGAAAUGCGGAUUAUCGUACUCUAACUCCGAAUAAACGAGCCGAUAGCGCGACAAGAUGUGAUGCUGAUUUUAAAUGGAUGCCAAGCGGUGAAAUAAUGGAAGAUUCGGGGGAGAUGCAUUCAGUUGGUUCGCGGUGUGAUAACUAUAACUCUGCUAGUUUGGAAAGAAGGCGACGCACACCAAGCGAUCGCUUUGACCGUGAUCGCAAGACACGAUCCUCACUGACUGCAAAACCACCACAAUGUCCUUCGAACCAUAGAGUGUCACCAAGACCCCGACGCUCGCGUAAUGAGGAAAUACCUGAAUUGGAGCGACGAUGGAACUCUUACGAGCAUUUCCGUUGGCCUGAAGGUGGAUGGUGGCCACCAAUGUGCUGGUGCCAUGGUCCUCCACCACCGCCGCCGUGCUACAUGCACGAUCGUUCUUGGCCAUCGCAUCCGUCCCUUGCAGCAAUGUCUUCUAAAUCACUCAAGAAUGACGCAGAGGAUCGCGUGCGAAGGCUCGAGGUGGAUAAGGAGAAUCUCCAGUUGCAAGUCCAGGUGCUAUCGGAACAGAUCGCGGCGCAGAACGAGAAGAUGACAGACCUGGAGCGAUCGCUGCACGACGCUCGACAACGGCUUGACGACACCGAACAGAGGCUGCAAAAGGAAAUGGUUGAACGGUCGUCGCUAGAGACACAGAAGCUCGAGUUGCUAUCGAAGCUGAGCGAGGUGCGGCUGAGAGUGGCAGAACGCGGCUUGAUGGAGCGUGCGCCCCCAGUGCCUGACACCUCGCCCCUCACCAGACCAGCGCCACCCAGGACGCCGCCCGCCAACUACGGGCGCCAGAUCGAGCGAAACACCCACAUGUACUCGUCUCUCCCGCGCUCUUCGGUGCUGCCCACGAUGACAGAGGCGCGGGUCGCGUUCGGUAAACACAACAUGGUGGUGGCCAGGGGACGCGGACACUCCGUACCUAAUCUAGCGGAAAAGGAGGAGACGAUACCACGUGGCAGCCCGUCUCCGUCGCUGCGAGAAGUACGCGCGCGGGCCGGCGCGGGGGUGAGGCUCGAGGGGGACGACUUCACGAGGAGCUCACUCCGGAACUCCACGCCGCGGCAUCGCUCGCAGACCAUGGCCUGGCAGACAACAGAUGUGCGGCAGUGGGAUUGUGAAACGACUUGCGGUUGGCUGGAGAGUUUAGGUUUUGAAGUUUACGUGAGUCCGGCGCGCGCCUGGCUCAGUAACAGUGACAAGGGAGUGAUGGCGGCCGCCUCCUCCAACACCAUAGAAAAAGAAUUGGGCAUUAAACAUCCCAUGCACAAGAAGAAAAUCAUGCUGGCGCUUACUGAUCUCUUGGGCGGCCACGGGGACCCUUUGUUGACAGCAGCGGGUAGACUGGACACGGCGUGGACGUUGAGGUGGUUGGAAGAUGUGGGGGCGUGUGGGGCGCGGGCGGCGGCGGCUGAGGCUGCCCUGGACGCGAGGAUGCUGCACCGACUGACGCACCACGAGCUGCACGUGCAUCUGCGGGUCACGCACGCCUUGCACGCACUGUCCAUCAAGCGAGGUAUUCAAGUUCUCCGCGACAACAAGUUCAACCCUGAGACGAUGAUACGCCGUGCGGCCGAGGGCGAGGUGAUGCCCGUGGGAACUGAAGUCGAGAGCGAUGGCGGCUUCGGCAACCCUGGGGAGCUGGCACGGUGGUCGUCGCAUCGGGUGAUGCAGUGGCUUAAGGAGAUCGACCUCGCUGAAUACGCGCCCAACUUGAGAGGAGCCGGAGUGCAUGGCGGUCUGAUGCUGCUGGAGACUCGGUUCACGGGCGAGUUACUGGCUGCUCUGCUCAACAUCCCGGCCACCAAGAGCCUGCUGCGGAGACAUCUCACCCAGAGGUUCAACGACCUCCUGGGCCGUGACGUUAUCCAACAGAAGCGAACCGCGGAACAAACGCUGGGCUAUCAGCCACUUACAGCUACUACCAAAUAUAAGGUACCAAAGAAAAGUCAGUUCAGUUUGAAGAGGAAGAAGAGCAAAGAGGAGGCUGAGUUGGGCGACCUCUUGUGUCCGCUACACGACGACACCUCAGGUGAUCAUCUCGGUACCGCUUCGACAACGAUGAGAGUAAAAUCAGCGGCGGUUCCCGGCGGGUCGGCUGUCUGUCCCCCGCGUGACGUCACCCGCGGCCAUUAGCACGCCGCGCGAGCGUACAGAGGAAUACUUAACACGUACCGACAUGUUGUGACGUCAUUGUACACCAUAUUGUAUUAUCAUGUGUAAUAUAAUUGUAUAUUAUCUACUAUCAACCGAGUCCUGUAAGAUGUGAUUGUGUCGAACAUUGGGGUGUUCCCUAUCAAGACGCAAAUAUGCAAUCCGGGAACUUUACAUUUUUGAUGUAAUAUUUUUUUUUUAUUUAAUAUAUCAAUGAUACUAUGUUUUGCUGAACUAGGCGUAGUUGAACCAAUUGAACGGUUUUGCUGCAGUUGUAACAUAUCCUACGGGUAACGAUAAAUUGUAAUAUAAUUCACAGAGACGCAGCGAUGAUUUUAAACUGUUUAACGCGUUGCCUGAUAGUGAUAUAUAAGUAAAAAAUAUAUAUAAUCGUUCGAGUUAUUAGUAUUUAGGUGAGACAAUAAAAACGGUUAUAUUAAUAUGCCAGACGACCUCUAUAUGUAAGGUCACAUAUACAAUAUUCAUAAUAUCGAAAACGAAGUAAACAAACUAAAACUUCAAAAUUGACAGGUGACUUCAUAAGAUGGCGCGUUAUCACGCCGACUUGUUUUAUUCCAUAACACUUAAUGCCUGAAUUUGUUCAAAUAACUUGUAUGAUAUUUGCAUUUAUACUUCAAAAUGACAUUUUAAAUGUUAUAAAAAUAAUCGUAUGAGGCUGCAUUUAGUGGUCGACCGACCGUCAGCGCUGACGUCGGUCGAGCUUAGCAACAACUAUGAACACAAUAUAUGAGAGUGUUCAGUCCAGCGCUGAUGAAUUACUACGUAGGUCGUACGUAGGUCCGCUGACGCGCUAUGGCGAUAAAUAUGUGCGUUCAGUGCUACACUGACCGAGCGACCGACCGUACGCGCGUGUGUAAAAUCAUCAUCAAAAAUCGUAAAGAAAAAUUAAUGUUCUAAGAAUUUCGAAUAUAUUGUACAAAUUUCUCCUUCAAUUAGGCGCUCUAUAAUAAUUGAGUCAACGGUAAUCGUUUGCGUUAGUAGUACGCACAUAUUAAAGAGAUUAAAAAUGGAUUAAUUUUUGUUUCGCAACUGUACACUCGCAAUGAAGGUUGCUGUCAGCUGAGCACAAAACGCAACAUUGCAUCGCGUACGGUACGCACUACGCUCGACCGACGUGAGCGUUGUCCGUCGGUCGAACGCUAAAUGCAGCUUAGACUCGUAAGAAAUGUGCCAACAAACAAUAUUACCAGAGUAAACAGUACAAUAAUAUGUAUUUUUGUAUUAUAGUUAAUAACACAAAUAUUUAAGCAUUCGCUAUUAACUUAAAUCAAAUGAUUUAAAGUUGGAUCGAUACGAUCUAUGGUUGCUACGUACAGUGCUGCUAAUGUAAUUUUGGACCAAUCCUAUCAGCCGUUUUUGAAUAGUAGCGGCUGCUUUUGUAAAUAUUUUAAACUAUUUUGUCAGUUUUCUUUGAUCUUUGGUCAUAAAAAUAUAUGUACGGGUUUGUAUUGUAAAUUUUAGAAAACUUUUUCUAUUGUGAAUUAUUUAUGUUAGAGCUGCCUUAUUUGAAAAUAAUACCAAAUAUCAUGUUGAAGAUUACAUGAUUAAUGAAAUCUAUUUUUCAAACAACUUUUUAUCGGUAGCAUCCAUUGACGUUCUAUACAUAUAGACAACGUUGUAUAAACUUAGCCGAAAUAUGGAACAAGCCACAAAUUACACCAUAAUAAUCUUUGACUUAUAUAUCUAUACAUUGCCGCAUUUGCUCCAGUUGUUUGAAAUAUUCUUCGUCAAUAAGCAGCAAUGUAAAACAUUUAUUCAUUUCAUGUUUUAUUCUGACAGUGACAGUUGACACAUGACUAAUGAGAAAAUUGUGCUUACGUUAUAUCUUUGAGCACACUUGCCGUUCCUCUAUCAGACUGCGUAUGAUAUUAUGUUCACGUUUAGAACAUCAUUGGUAGAAUAAUAAAGGCUCUACUUAUCCAAACUCCUCAAAGAUGAUGAGUCAUCUCACGCACGCUCGGAGAACACCUGCAUAAGGUGUCUGCGCUGGACAUAAAUAUGCUGAAUUCCUCACGUGUGGGAGUAUGGGUGCUUACCUUUGGUGUCUUCUUUUUCUUGAGAUGUUGGAGCGGCAGUGUUAAAGAGAAAUAGUUUUACAAGCAUUGUGAUCAAAGUAAAAAUAACAAACUGUCUAUGACGAAGCUUAAACUCACAAAACCAAAAAUAUUGAAGAAAAACUCAUACAACAAUUUGAUGUGAAAGAAAGGCGUACAAACUGAUGCUGGCGAUGAUAAAGUUGUUAUUUAUAGUUUGUUAGUUUUAUUGACAUUUUUUUAUAAGAAAUAUCAGUUCAGCUAUAUAAUUUUUUAAUUAAUUGUCACUUUCGUUAUAGUAAAAUAAAAGUGCCUCAAAAAUAAUAAACCACGAGAAACAAUAACAAAAUGCACUUAAAAUGAAAUUCAAGCCUAAUUCAUAAAAAAUUUAAUGUUUAUGAGGUUUUUUUUUUAUUUAUCAACAGCGCAGAAAAAUAAACUAAUAAUAAUCGUAUAAUACUGAAUGUUAUCAUGUAAAAUUCUGGCUCUUGUUUGACAUUGUUAAAUAUAAUUAAAAAAAAAAAGAUGAAUUAUUUCAAUUUAAAUUAUUACACUAGACGUUGCACUUUGUCGUUUUAGCCUUAUGCACGUCUAUUAGUAACUUUCACUAUGCCCAAUUUGUACACCGAGCCCGAUAAUUUCAUAAACCAUGUGUUAAUGUUCAAUACAUUUAAUUUUUUACUCGUGUUAUAUAGAAGUCGAGAUUAUAACUAAGACUUUAUGCUUGGGAGUUUUUUUGAAGCUCUUUUAAGUAAUCAGAUGCCGACUCCAUGAAAAAGUAUGCUUUUAAAAUAAUUUAUAACGUUUAUAAUAUGGUAUAAAAAAGUUCUACAUACUUCAUAAUCACAAAAUAUAAAACGUUAACGUUACUGUUCUCGCAAACGAGAAUAAUCGCAGUGUAUUAAGCUCAUGAACUAUUUAGCUUAGUUCAGUAUCAUAAUAUGAAAUGACUGAGUGAUGAACGACAAUACAUUUUGUAUUCGCAGCUACUUUUGUAAUGAUAGUUACUUUACUUAGAGGCCUUCGCUCCUGGCAUGCGCGGAUAAAAUAUUACUCAACAUAUUUGAGACUACAAUUUAAAUUAUCGACAUUAAUGCGGCACAUCACUAACAUGAGUGCGAGGGAGCGCGCAAUAUCGGCAAUACUGCUCCCUCAUUGUUGAACUGCGCGUGGCAUGAGCUUUAGCGAUAACUAUAAUUAUUAACUUAUCACCUUGUUAUAAUUAGAGUGUUGGUAACCUAAAUGUUAAAGUUUUUGAAAAGUUUUAAAUUAUAUACUUAAGUAGGUUAAGACUAUUUAUUAAUUUAAGAUUAACUUAUUGACGUGUAUUUCAAUUUUGAUCGCACAACACUACGAUGCAUUUUCGAGGGUUCUGUACAAGUAGAUUUGUUUAAUAUUGUUCGACUAGUAGAUUAUAUAAGUAAAUCACCUCAGUAGCCUUAUAUAACGUGUUUAUCAAAUGUUAAUAUAACCUUUCACUUUCCUACCCGAGUAACUGAUGACUAUGAUAAUCAUUGUUUAUAAUAAUUAUAUCAUACAGUGAGGAAUGGCCCAAAGGAAUGAUGUUUGAGGAACGGCCCCGCCGCUAUACCUUCUAGGUUUCGUAUUUUGCUGAUUUGUUUUUAUCUUUGACACAAAAAUGAAAGUUUUGGAUUGGAUUUGUUUUAAAGAGCUAAUAAAAAUAUAUUUUUGUCUUUUUAAUCAAACGUAAUCCAUACUACAUAAAGGCUAAGCAAUACAAGAGCUUUAGAUGGCGCGUGAGUUGAAUGCAGUCGGGGCCAGAGGUAAAAAAAUGGGAGCAUCUCUCCCCUCGCCUCCCGCGCCUGCAUAGUAGUGUUAUGCCGUCCUUGACAGUAACCGUACGCUUACCGUGCUAUCACAAAAGUUACGAUUCCGUAUUGAUUCUAAUAUUGAAUGAUCCGAGACCAGUUUGAGGUUCCAUUCCAAAAAAGAGUUUUUGAGGUUAGGUUAUGAAAAAUAUAGGCGUGUUAUGAAAAAAUGGUUAGAGUGAAAUUUUAAGAUGCGCGCGCAUCACUUUAACACAAAAGAAACAGGUUGAAGUAGGUUCCCAAAAUUCUCUGACGUUUGCGUCAUUCGUUAUUUUUUUUGGUUUCUUCGUCCAUUAUUAGGACAGGCAAAGGGUUCAAGCCCAUACCGCCAUAUUCAUUAUUUAAUAAUUAAAUGUCAAAGCAAUCUUCGCAAGAUUUUUACAAAAUUUUUCUUUCUUAAAAGGUAGAAUAGCACGAGGAAAAAAUCAUUUUAAUAAUUUUUUGCUUCGUUUGGCCAAAGAAGUAUAACUUCCUGCGUGCAUACAUAAGUGCACACACACACUUUUUAUUCAUCGCUAACCGCAAGAAAUGACGAUAAAUGUUUUAGUCAUGUGUAUUGAAGAAAGGCAGACCAAAAAUUUGAGAUUUAAUUAUUAGAUUAAAAUGCUAAACUCAAA
Messenger RNA from Leptidea sinapis, 7342 nucleotides. It is a transcript of the gene Liprin-beta, whose product is annotated as liprin-beta-1. Gene Ontology annotation, biological process: neuromuscular junction development. Gene Ontology annotation, cellular component: presynaptic active zone. The record is from RefSeq and is a predicted model, not a curated record. Lineage: Eukaryota; Metazoa; Arthropoda; Insecta; Lepidoptera; Pieridae. The transcript has 14 exons. Bases 242 to 2824 code for a protein of 860 amino acids. Gene Ontology annotation, molecular function: protein binding.